Pochonia chlamydosporia 170 is the source of this 1914-nucleotide messenger RNA. RefSeq names its product ribonuclease H-like protein. The coding region runs from base 1 to 1914 and encodes 637 amino acids. NCBI's taxonomy places the organism in Eukaryota, Fungi, Ascomycota, Sordariomycetes, Hypocreales, Clavicipitaceae. The record is from RefSeq and is a predicted model, not a curated record. Gene Ontology annotation, molecular function: protein dimerization activity. The transcript is spliced from 3 exons.
AUGCUCCUCCGAGAGGCUUAUGAUCGACCGCGGCAUCUCCAGGCGUUGCUAGCACUCUGUUCUCGAAGGAGACUUCCUCUCAAUGCUAUUGAGUGGCCAGAACUUCACGAUCUCCUCCUCUCCGCCAAUCCAGAGAUCUCGGAUCUUGCACACCUUAGCAGAAGAACAUUCACUCGUGUCCUGGUCCUCAACUACGAGAGAUAUCGUCAAAUGCUCCGGGGCAACAUCCAGGAAGCCAUUGGUGAUAUCCAUAUAUCAACAGAUAUGUGGACAUCUCCAGCUCGAAAGGCAUAUCUCUGCAUCUGUGUUAGGUGGAUCUCCCAGGAUUACCAGUUCAAACACGGGAUGCUGGCGCUCCCACAGGUGCUCUUUAGUCAUUCUGGAGAAGUUCAGGCGGCUAUCAUCCUCCGCACCCUUAAAUCUUUCGGGAUUACAACUAAACUCGGCUAUCACACUGGAGACAACGCCACUUCAAAUGAUACUCUACUUAGAGAGCUCUCUCGUUCUCUAAAACUUGAACUUGGGAUUGAGUAUGAUCCAAUUACCCACCGUAUCCGCUGCCUUGAUCAUAUUCUCAACCUUGCCCUUCAAGCCUCUCUCCUUGCAGCCUCAAAGGAAGCUCUCAAAGCUGCUCUUGCGGCUAUCGAAGAAACGGAAGAUACCGACCCUUACGAGCUAUUCUCCGCCUAUCUGGAUGUGCCAGUUAUUGAAGAUAACCUGGCCUCAGUAAGAGCUCAUGAGCAAGCUCAGAGAAGAGGUGGUAAGGUUAAGGCGAAGCACAAAGGCUUUGAAGGCUGGGGUGCUACUACUGCGCUCCAGAAGCUCCAUAACCUAGCCGUGUGGCUUCGAAGCAGCUCUAUCCAUCACGAUCGAUGGAUAGAGGCUGUAGGCAUUACAUUAGGGAUCGAUAACGACACCCGAUGGUCCUCAUGGUAUCAUCUCAUCAAGCGUACGACACGCAAGGAGCGACAAAUCAAGGACUUUAUUGACAAAUGCCCUGAAUGCGAUAGCUUUCGACUCAAUGGACUUGAGUGGGAUACACUGAAGCGUACCGAGAGGUUUCUCUCUGUAUUUGCCAGUGGUACACUAUGGGUUGAAGGCAGUGAGGCUUCAUUAUCCCAGAGCCUUACACUGAUGGAUGCUAUCCUCACCUUCUUUGAGGAUCAGAAGAUGCUAUAUAAAUCCGGCCCAGAUAAGGACCUCCGCAUGGUCAAUUCCAUUGAGAUGGGUUGGUUUAUCCUUGACAAAUACUACGCUCUCGUUGAGUCGACGCCAGUAUACGCCGCCGCGAUGCUUCUCGAUCCCUCGAAGCGGAAACAUUAUCUUAUUCAGAACUGGCCAGACGAAUGGCAUCAAAAGACUAUUGAUGCUGCGUAUUUGAUCUGGCAGAAGGAAUACGCGCACCUCACUCAUGAAUCAGCCCCUACUGCUGCUGCGACUGAUGUUGAUACGUCUCAUCCAUCUUCAAAGAAGAAAAUAGAGAAUGAAUUAGACCGGCUGAAACGUCGUCUGAGAGUUCAACCUACUCCGCAAGAGGAUGACGAUACGUUUAUGGCAUUUAUUGAAGAUAAAACCAUUGAUCUUGAUGCUCUAAAGAUGACUCCUCUUCAGUGGUGGCUGCUUCCAGAGCAGCGCCGGCGUUAUCCUCGUCUGCACCGUAUGGCCAUCAGUAUUCUCUCAAUCGCCCCCUCAUCUGCUGAACCAGAACAACAAUUCUCGGGCGCACGCCGUACACAGAGCUGGGAUAGGCUUAGGUUGUCGCCACAGAACCUCCAGAGGUUAGAGUGCAUGGGCAACUGGUUUGCCCGGAAGCUCAUCUCUUCGGAGGAGCUGCUAGCAAUGAUUGUAGAGGCUGUGGAGAUGGAUGGUGAGAUGGAUAUUGAUUUCGAUGAAGAGGAUUGGGAUAUAAUAUAA